Messenger RNA from Cajanus cajan (pigeon pea), 1346 nucleotides. RefSeq names its product ethylene-responsive transcription factor ERF117. The record is from RefSeq and is a predicted model, not a curated record. Gene Ontology annotation, biological process: regulation of DNA-templated transcription. Lineage: Eukaryota; Viridiplantae; Streptophyta; Magnoliopsida; Fabales; Fabaceae. Gene Ontology annotation, molecular function: DNA binding; DNA-binding transcription factor activity.
UCCACACUUUAAAGGCUUUAUGCAGAAAACAGCAUGAAUUUGAUUAUUGUGGAGCUCUGAAAGACUGAAACAGUCUUCUAUGUGUUGUGCUUCCUUUCAUGCACUCCUUUGAGCCUUUGGCUUUUGCAUGCAACUCUGGUCGCUUGAGAUCAAAAUGGAUUGUCCAAAAAGAAUGAGGAUACUUGAGGUCUUUUCCCUGGCAAACUAAGAAACAAGGAAUGGAAGGAAUGUAAGAGAGGAAAAGAGAAAGUUCCAGCCAAAGAAGAAAACAUGAGCACACUGAGGAAAAUUAGAGUUGUGUACACUGACCCUGAUGCUACAGAUUAUUCAAGUGAAGAAGAUACUAAGUUACUGAGCAACGGCUAUCAGUUAAAUUCUAAGAGGGUUGUCAAGGAAAUUUUGUUUCCAUGCAUGCCAAGCAAAUUACAUGUAGAGAAUUCUUCUCAAGAAGAUGUCAAUAGUGAAAAGAACAAUGUAAGUUCUGGUCCUUUUGCAAGUAGGAGGAGCAGGAAAUCAUCAAGCAUGUACAAAGGUGUUCAACGCAGGAAAUGGGGAAAAUAUGUGGCAGAAAUUAGAGAUCCUAUCCGUGGGGUCAGAAUGUGGCUUGGUACUUUUGACUCUGAAGAAGAGGCUGCUAUGGCUUAUGAGAGAAAGAAAAAUGAGUUUGAAAGUUCUUUGUUGGCUUUGAGCAAAAGGGGUGCAUUGGCUUCUUCUGAAAGUGCCAAAGAAGUGUUGUUUCAUCCAUCUCCAUCAUCAGUGCUUGAUGUUAGCACUACAAAAGCUCCACUAGAUGUUAAUGAUGGUUCAGUCAAAGAAAAGGUCAACGUGGAAGCAAGUGGUGAAGGAAGAGGCAAUAAUGUGGAACCAGAUUAUAGUGAAGAUGAUUCAAUUCAAUAUUUGCUAGAGGAGCCAGUUGUGCCAUCAUUGGUUGGUCAUGAUCUCUAUUUGGAUGAGGUGGAGAAAGGGGCAAUGCUGCUUGGUAAUGACUUUUAUAAUUUCUUGGACAAUGACAUCAAAGAUGGUUCUAUGUGGAAUGUGAAACAUGAGGAAGGCAACAUCCUUUCCCCUGUAGACAGUGCUUUUGAUGAGUUAUCUUGGAUCGAUGAAACUCUAAAUUGGGAAUGCUACUAAAAUUUUGUAGUUAUUAAAUAGUGAAACUAGUGGCCACAAUUAUUAGAGUAUAUAGGUAAACAAAAUGAGUGGAAGCAUUUGUAUUUAAUUGUUGAGGCAUUAUUCUCAAUUGUCACAAAAGCUCUUAGGAUUUUUGCCGCUGAUUAGAGUAACUACAUGAAGGUUUUCAAUUUUGUCAUGACACUAAAUUUGUUUCAUAUUUUCUUCAGACAAAU